CCACUGACUUGUCAAGUGUGUUGAGGGCGAUAGCAAGCAACCAGCAGACCCGAGGUGUCCCUCACUCUCCUGACGUUCUCUGCUUGCUUCUCUUAUCGCUCUUUUGACUUAUUUUUUAGGCUGUUUUGACUUUGACGUGAAUUUAAAAAAAUCAGUUUUGGGGACGGCAUGGCAUUACGACAACAUUCAGAGAAGGAGCCGAGCAUUGAGUUAUUUGUCAAGUUUCUCUUUGUACGGCAGGCCGGCCAUGACGGCGAGAACGUGGGCAACUGUCCCUUCUGCCAGGGGCUCUUCAUGGUGCUGUGGUUGAAAGGAGUCAAGUUCACCGUGACCACUGUUGACAUGAGGAAGAAGCCCGCAGAGCUGAAGGACCUGGCCCCCGGCACCAACCCGCCUUUCUUGCUCUACAAUGGCACCCUCAAAACAGACUUCAUCAAAAUCGAGGAGUUCCUCGAGCAAACACUGGCCCCUCCCAGGUAUCCUCACCUCAGCCCUCUCAACAAAGAGUCCUUUGACGUGGGCGCUGACAUUUUUGCAAAGUUUUCCGCCUUCAUCAAGAACACACCAAACAAUGCCUUUCAAGAGAAAAACCUGCUACGGGAGUUUAAUCGUCUGGACAAUUACCUGAACUCCCCCCUACCCGAAGAAAUCGACCACAACUCAAGUGAGACAAUCAGCGUCUCCAAGAGGAAGUUCCUGGACGGGGACCGCCUCACUUUAGCCGAUUGCAACCUUCUCCCCAAACUGCACGUCAUCAGGGUUGCCUCCAAGAAGUACUGCGGCUUUGACAUCCCAGUCCAAUUGACAGGUGUGUGGCGAUACCUGCACAACGCCUAUGAGCGGGAGGAGUUCAAACAGACGUGUCCGGCUGAAAUCGAAAUUGAGAAGGCUUACUUAGGAGUGGUCAGUAACAGGAAAUAAAAUGUUCAUUCAUCCAUCUGUACAUGGUGCUGUAUGGUGCCAAAGAUGUAAUAGCCAUCAAUCAUCUUAACACAGGGAUGGGGAACCUUUGGGUUUUUUUCUUUUUUUUAAUACUUCAGAGGUUUAAUUUGUUUUUAGAAUUGCUGUGUAUGGCGCACCUGCCACUGGUUUCCCACUACUGCCAUUAGAAAUCGAAUCGCAGAACACAGCGUUUUCGUGCUUUUGACUGUUUUAGUUACCUACAAGACCAAUUGUGCAAUUGACUGUUUAUUUAAUUUACAAGACUUGUGUUUAUAGUGUACAUACAUACAGAAUAUUUUCAAUGAUUGUUAGUGAGUAACAAUCAGAACUCUUCAAAACUGUUCCUUUUAAUAAUGCAGAAAAUUAAUAUUCUUGUCUAUCUUAUUCUGGACUAACACAACUGACAUGAUGGGGAAUGUGCCACUAACAUACUAAUAAAAUAUAUAUGGUAAAAAUACAAUUUUUGCUUUGACUUUUUCCAAGACAAUGUUUAGCUUCAUGUAUAAAUUAACAAACUAUCAAAUAAUGAAAUAAGUCAACAAUUCUACUUGUCCUGGUUCCAUUAGACCACGGGUGGGCAAUUAUUUUCCCGAGGGGGCCAAAUGAGAAGCCGAAAAUAUUGUGGAGGGCCAAAAGUUAGAAAUAGAAAUAGAAAAUAAAGAAGACAGCACAAUGUAUUUGUAUGCCAGUAAUAAUGUAACAUUCUCCUCCACCAUCACACUCAGCACCGGUUCUCCUCAAGGAUGUGUACUGAACCCCCUGUUGUUCACGCUCUACACAUUUGACUGCUCUCCGACUCUUAUUAGCGGUCCAGUUUGCGGAAAGUUUUUAACAUGAUAACAAUCAAACCAUUCUAGGAAAUGUUCAUUUACUCGAGCCACAAGCAAUUCACUCUGACCAUGGAAAUUGCCAGAAUCGGACUGAGUAAGAAUCGCUUCCUUGUUUUUCAAAGUCUUGUAGAUUUGAGUCUUUCCGACUCCAGGCGUCUCCUGAAUGUUUCGUACUUUGUUAACUGCUUCGUUUAAUCAGAUACAUAUCACUUUCCCUUCCAUGGUCAUUACUCUCUCCCUCUUUCUUCGUCUUCCCCUCUCUCCCUGUGCUCUGCAACUUGAAGUAACUGCGCCACCUGGUGUUGAAAUACUUGUCAUUACAAGUCCAAACGAAAUGAAUGCAAUCAAACCUUAAUUGUGCACCAAUCUUCGGCGGGCCGAAUUAAAAAGAACAAUGGGUCGGAUCCGGCCCGCGGGCCGUAUUUUGCCCACCCCUGCAUUCGACGGAUAAUUUAUUCUUACUCAGACUACCUGGUCACAGACUGUGAUUAUUUCUGACUUUACUCAUUUGUUUUUGUAAAAGUGUGCUGUCUCCUCUGAGAGGGAUGAUGAGUGGGGGCUCAUCUCAUUUGUCUAAUUGUCUAAUCCUAGGUCCUCGUUCCUCUGUUAACAUGAUAACACUUCCCACCAAACAUUCCAUUGAGGAUGUAGGAGAUUGACAAAAUGGCAAGGUUUGAGAAGGUAGAAACGUUUUGGGGUAAUGAGACGUUUUCGUGGAGACGUCUCAUAAAAUGUCACAUCAUUGACGCUUGUCACAAAUGUACCAUGUGCAUGUCAGAAUCAUUACUAGCACCACAAAUGUGCACUUCACCCUUUGUGUUUCAAGUGGGAUUAAAUUAAAGUCAAAUACCAACAGGUUUCCGCUUCAUAACUUUGCAGAUGCAAAGACGAGUGCGACUGGUCUGUCCCAACUGUGUCUCUCCCACCUCAGUGCAUAUUUGGAAUGAUUUGUGAAUUUGUAAAAUGUUGAUAUGUUGUUUAUGAAUUACACUGAAUGCGAAAAACUGUGAAGAACCAUCAAAACGUUUUAACUUUU
Hippocampus zosterae (dwarf seahorse) is the source of this 2808-nucleotide messenger RNA. It is a transcript of the gene clic2, whose product is annotated as chloride intracellular channel 2. Gene Ontology annotation, molecular function: chloride channel activity. The transcript has 6 exons. Gene Ontology annotation, biological process: negative regulation of ryanodine-sensitive calcium-release channel activity; chloride transmembrane transport. NCBI's taxonomy places the organism in Eukaryota, Metazoa, Chordata, Actinopteri, Syngnathiformes, Syngnathidae. The record is from RefSeq and is a predicted model, not a curated record. The coding region runs from base 169 to 921 and encodes 250 amino acids.